Molecule: messenger RNA, 813 nt
Organism: Musca vetustissima
Lineage: Eukaryota; Metazoa; Arthropoda; Insecta; Diptera; Muscidae
Gene: ImpL1
Exons: 2
Coding region: 1-813 (270 amino acids)
Molecular function (GO): protein binding
Source: RefSeq, a predicted model, not a curated record
AUGAGGACCAUGCAAUUGUCCCUAGUUUUAGUUUUAGUUUCCCUACUCUUGGUGACAUCCUUUGUCGAGGCUGGCAAACACAAGAAACGCAAAAGCAAUUCGGAAUCCUUCCCCACAAAAACCAAGACCAAAACAAAAUGGUCUUCCUCCACGGAUUUGGGUGCACAAACACAAAAUUCCAUGGUAGCCACUGAGGAACAUGGCUACUAUGUCAAACGUACCUUCCUGCCGCUGAGCAACAAAUCGAAUGCCACCAAAAUGAGUCCACCAUUUUUGGCCGUACCCAUUGCCUGGUUCCCCUGUGCCAAUGCCGAAUGCAUAAAACUCAACUCAAUUGCCAUUAAUUCCAACUCUAAUUCUCUCGCUGAAGGUUUCCUGUGUGAUGAUGAUUGCACGGGACCAUAUGAACCCAUUUGCGGUAAAACUGCCAGUGAGGUAGCUGUCUUCUAUAAUAAAUGUAAACUCAAUGUGGCUAAAUGUAGAAGUCACGGAUAUUGGUCGGACUUUGCCUAUGAGGAAUGUAAAACUCAAUAUCCCGAGGAAGUGAAAUAUGCUGAACAGAAAUUCCGUGCCAAUCCUUAUUUCAAAGAGAAGGAAAACAUUGAAGCCAAUCCCUUGGUUAAUGUGGAUGAACAAAAACCAGAAGAGGAAGUAACAACAAUAACAUCAUUGCCCAAGGAAAGUGUUACAGAACCACAACUUCUUAUAAAGGAAAUCCAUCAAACUGAAGCUGAAGAAAAACAAAAGGAGUCCAAGGAUCGUUAUGAGGAAAUUAAAAAACCCAAACCCGAAGCUAUUGUUAAGAAAUUGUAA